Molecule: messenger RNA, 744 nt
Organism: Miscanthus lutarioriparius
Lineage: Eukaryota; Viridiplantae; Streptophyta; Magnoliopsida; Poales; Poaceae
Source: the annotation of a GenBank genome assembly
AUGGAGGCCAAGAUUGAAGAGAGCAGCUUGUGGCCUUACUGGACAGGUGCUUGGCCUGAUAGCCACCUGCUUGAAGAGGAAGCGCUCCUCUCCGGCCUCUCCUUACCAAGCUUGCACUUCCACCCAUCGUGCUCGACCAUUACAUCCAGCAACAUUCUGCAAGGUGAGCUCGACGCCAUCUUUGAGGAUGAUGUGCUGAGGCAUUGGGAUGACAUGGAGCAGCAGUCUGACAACAAGGUACAGAUUGAAGGCAACGAGAGGCUGCCGCUGCUUUGCUACGCCGAGGAGGAGAAGGAAGUGUCCUCGAACACUAAGGUCGUCAGAGCAGCAGGCCAGCAAGUGAGGGCAGAGGAACCGGUCCUCACGUUCGAGCUCGUGUCGCAGUACUUCUACAUGCCGAUCAUGCAGGCGGCGCGGGAGCUCAACGUCGGCCUCACCCUCCUCAAGAAGAGGUGCAGGGAACUGGGCAUCCCUAGGUGGCCACAUCGCAAGAUGAAGAGCCUGCAGUCCCUCAUCAAGAAUGUCCAGGUCCUGCAGGAGGCGGGCAAGGCGACCGAUGAGGAGCAGCUGAGGGCGGUGGUGGAGAUGCUGCAGCAGGAGAAGCAGCUCCUGGAGCAGAGGCCGUAUGUGCAGCUGGAUGAGAAGACCAAGAGGCUCAGGCAGGCCUGCUUCAAGAACAGCUACAAGAAGAGACGGCUCUUGUCUCUCAAAGGAGGGGAGGCAGCACCAAGAAUCCACGAGUAG